Molecule: messenger RNA, 408 nt
Organism: Dentiscutata erythropus
Lineage: Eukaryota; Fungi; Glomeromycota; Glomeromycetes; Diversisporales; Gigasporaceae
Source: the annotation of a GenBank genome assembly
GCUCAGAAAUUCUGUCGCCAGGGAAGAAGUAAUAUUGUCCAGCAUAUUAAAGAUUCAAUUCAUGCCGAAUUUGAGGGACUCAUAAAGCCGAAAAGGGAAAACCGUCAAGUAACCCGCGAUGAAGAACGGAGGUUCAAAAAUUCAAAAAUCACACGAGAAUGUUAUUCAAAAUUAAAUAGCCCUGUCGAUGUUGAUGAUGACCCAAAUUAUACAUAUCUUAACUUCAUACUUGAUCGUGCAUUUCCAGAUCCAAAGACGGAAAAAAAUUCUAUUGCAUUUGGGAUGGCCGUUGCAUUCAACUAUCUUGACCCUACAAAAGGGAUUAUCAUGGUUCCGAGUGAGGUUAUUGAAAAAAUGAAUUAUUUCCUUGAAAAGAUGAAUGUUCCAGAUCGUGAGAGUUGUGAAUGA